Molecule: messenger RNA, 245 nt
Organism: Acaulospora morrowiae
Lineage: Eukaryota; Fungi; Glomeromycota; Glomeromycetes; Diversisporales; Acaulosporaceae
Source: the annotation of a GenBank genome assembly
AUGCGAGAAAAUACUGCCAAUUUAUUUGGCGCAAAAAUCGUAACCCAGAUCGUGCCGUUGGACUUCACUAUUAAGUUGAAAUCAGAGAGGCAAAUGGCUCCAAAAGAUUCGGACAGUCAACUUGAAAGCGAUCACUGCUCCGUUCAUCUCGUUGGUUAUAUAUCGAAACCCAUGAAAGGAUAUGGUCGUGGGAAUGCAGAUAGACAAUAUUAUUUCAUCAACGGUCGACCUUGCACUUUAUCAAA